AACUGACGCGACAGUUCGCGCGUUUUUGUUAGCCGUUCUCUAAAACACACAAAACUAUCGAUUUGAUCGAAUUAUGAAUGGAAAUGGAAGUAAAGGUUGACGUGCAUACAGUAUACCCAUCGUCAUCCAAAACAGAAACAACAUGUCCGCAGAAGACCACAGUAAAAGACUCUAGAUCAUGGGGAACUCCAGACUCCACUCCAUCACGACCUCCCUUGACGAAAACGACUUCUAACAUAGAAACACAGACUUACAAAAGAGAAGACGAAGAUGUCUCAGAUAGAAAAGGAACAAUUUUUACAAUAGAAAACAGAGUCAGUCUAUUUGAAAGAUUUCCCGGACCGAAAAAUGAAAAUACGUUGCCUUCGACGGAGUUACAAAGUUUUGAGAAAUUUACAAGAAGUUCGCUCAGAAGGAAAAGUAAGCCCGAUGACCUGUCAAUAGAAGAAAUACUUUCAAUACAAAGCCCAGUUCCCGAAAUUCCUGUGGAAAAGGAACGUAAGCAUUUGAAACUGCCCACGUUGUGCGACCCACACAUACCAAUUGAUCCUCAAGGUCGCGUUUAUAUAACUUGGCUGUUUCUAGUAACCUUCUGUUAUGGUUACAAUGCUUGGUGUGUGGUUCUACGGGCGACCUUCCCCUAUCAAACUCCAGAAAAUCUUCCAUUAUGGAUGACCUUGGAUUAUUUCUGUGACCUGGUUUACCUCUUUGAUGUCGCCUUUGUAAAGCCAAGAUUAAUGUUUUUAAAUGAAGGCUUUUGGGUAACUGAUCAAGUAGAGACAAGGAAAAAUUAUAAGAAGACGAAACAAUACAAGUUCGAUGUAAUAUCUCUCCUUCCCCUUGAUGUUCUAUACUUGUAUUUCGGCCCGAAACUGGUAAUUUUACGAUUACCAAGACUGCUCAAAUUACAAACUUUCUGGGAGUUCCACCAAACUAUGGACCGGGUCCUUUCUUCUCCAUAUGUGGUGAGAAUAGGGAAGACUUUAUUCUACAUCUUCUAUUUGAUCCAUCUCAAUGCUUGUGCAUAUUAUGCGGUCAGCAAAUACAUCGGCCUGGGUUCAAACUCGUGGGUUUAUGACAACGAGGGUAAUGCAUAUAUCCGUUGCUUCUAUUUUGCUACCAAAACUGCAACUUCUAUUGGUAAAAAUCCCAAGCCGGUAUACUCUUGGGAGUAUUUAUACAUGACUGUCGCUUGGUUGAUGGGUGUGUUCGUAUUUGCUCUGCUCAUUGGUCAGAUACGUGACAUUAUAGCAACAGCAACACGUCAGGAGACGGAAUACCGACAGAAGGUGGAUGGAUGUGUCAGAUACCUUCGCAGUCUCAACAUGCCGAUGUCUCUACAGCGUCGUGUCACUUGCUGGUUCUCUUACACCUGGAGUCAGCAGCGAUGUUUCGAUGAAGGAAAGAUCCUUAACUCUCUCCCUUACAAUAUGAAACGGGACGUGGCACUCGAAGUCCAUAUGUCAACGUUAAGUAAGGUGCAACUAUUCCGCGAUUGUUCAGCGUCCCUGCUGCGAGACCUGGUGCUCCAGCUGCGACCCGUAUCCUUCCUGCCUGGCGACGUGGUGGUGCGGCGCGGAGACGUCGGCCACCAGAUGUACAUCAUCAAGACCGGCGAGUGUGUCGUAAUGGACCCCGAGGAAAAGGAGGUUUUAGUCAGCUUGAGAGAAGGCUCCGUGUUUGGGGAGAUCAGUUUACUGGGCAUCGAUGGUCUUCGAAGACGUACCGCUACGGUCAGGUCCCGAGGAUAUUCCACACUCUUCGCACUUUCACGAAACGAUAUGGACACAGCAUUGAGCUAUCAUAAAGAAGCAGCGAAAAUACUUCGUCGUAGAGCAGAUCAGAUCAUAAGAGAGAACGCUGCAAGACAGACGAAACAAAAGAUGGACGACGAAGAUAAGAUAGAGACCGUUAAAAGGCGGAGAAGCGGCAGUAGCGUUGACAGCAACCUGACAGUUGACAGAAGGAAAAGAUCUGCAAGCUCGCAAUCUAAGAGAAAAUUGUCUAUGGUUUCCGAGGACAGACCCCACCAUUUGCGGAUCUCUACCGAACACCAGCAGACAACUUCCAGAGAGAGAGUGUGGACUCCUGUGCCUACAAUAGUUCUUCCUGAAGAUUCCUAAAAAUAUCUACACGACUAAUAUAAAAUAAAUAACAUCAAAAUGUAUUUUUGUACCAUAGAUGGUGGCUGCAAGAAAAUAUAGAAAAUUAAAUAAAAUAACUUGAAAUAUAAGAAUUUCAAACUAAGUACGGCUUUUAUAGUUUUCUUAUGGGGAGUUUGAGAAUAAAAUAUAAGAGCAUUAACACCCUCGAGUACAAAUGAUAUCUAUGUUGUUGUCAUAUCAUAUCUAUAUUAUAAAUGUUUUAUGUGCGUUUGUAUGUAAGUACACACACAUACAUAUAUUAAUAGAUUUUGAAUAUCGUAAUACUUUUAUUAUUAACUUUUUCGCCCCACAAAAGACUUACUCGACUUAGUCGAGUAGCAGGCAAUAUAAGUUUAUAUCUGUUCCUGGUGUUAACAUUAUAGUUAUGACAGUUUCUAGCAAAUUCACUUAUGUGCCUAUGAACAUACAUUACAUUAUCAAGAAUAUAUUGAGAAGCAACAGUCAAGAUGUUAAUUUCUUUGAAUGUUGCUCUUGCUUUAGGACCAAGGUUAUAAAUAGCGCGUAUAGACCUCUUCUGCAGCACAAAUAUUGUAUUUAUAUCGGCAGCGCUGCCCCAUGGGACAUAAUACUAUGGAAAUAACUAAAGUAAACUAGUCGCGUAUCUAUGAUAGUUAAUUGUCUAAUCUUAUUAACCGCGUAUGCUGCAGAACUAAGUCUGCUUGCCAAUCCUUCAAUAUGGGGGCCCCAUUGAUAGUUUUCAACUCAUAUUGUACUCUUUAUCCCGGUAAAUCUACCCUCAAUACGGGACCCACGCAGCAGAAGACGCUAUCAGAUACUAAUGUUAUAUAGAAAUAUAUUUACAUAUGUCAAAACUUAAACACAAAAUACGAAAUAUUAUUAAACUUUAUGUUGCAAUGAAAUAAGACAGCCAAUAUAAAAUACCGAAUUUUCGAUUCCUAUCAUUAACAAAUGAAAAAUUAAUCUUUUUGCCACAUUGGAUUCCAUUUUUAUGUUUUAAAUGUCGCAGGUAUAUUGUCAAAGCCGUGAAGUAUAACUUUACUUGUGAUAUUAUAAUUAAACGGUAGAUUGUCAAUCGACUUCAUUUCUUACAAUUUAACGGCCUGGUAACGUAGUAUUUAAAUUCUCUUUGGGCCUAGUUUUAGCAACAUUGUAAUGUAUAUGGGUGUACUUUACACAGACAGUGUAAUCUAAUGGGUAUACUAUAAGUGAUAUUGUUAUAAAUUUAGGUAUUUAGCAAAUGAAGUUAUCAGUGUGAGACGUCGAGCCUUCUGAUUGGUAAAAAAAUACAGUUACAAAAGCACGCGAUUUAAUGCUUUAAAAGUAUUUCAUUUAAAUAAUUGUGGUAUUUUUUUGUGAAAUUAAAGUUACCUUUGUAGUGCUAUAAUGUUCUUUAUGAAUGAUAACUAGUUACAAGUAAAUAGCUAAGUAUGUAGAUUUAGCAAAUUGAAAUAUCAUAAAAAUAUCAUAUUUUGGAUGUAACUUGAUAAUGUAACAUAACAAUCUCUU
This is a messenger RNA of Leptidea sinapis, 3632 nucleotides long. It is a transcript of the gene CngB, whose product is annotated as cyclic nucleotide-gated cation channel beta-1. The record is from RefSeq and is a predicted model, not a curated record. The coding region runs from base 78 to 2123 and encodes 681 amino acids. Gene Ontology annotation, molecular function: protein-containing complex binding; cGMP binding; intracellularly cGMP-activated cation channel activity. The transcript is spliced from 15 exons. Gene Ontology annotation, biological process: monoatomic cation transmembrane transport. Gene Ontology annotation, cellular component: plasma membrane; intracellular cyclic nucleotide activated cation channel complex. Lineage: Eukaryota; Metazoa; Arthropoda; Insecta; Lepidoptera; Pieridae.